Molecule: messenger RNA, 384 nt
Organism: Fraxinus pennsylvanica
Lineage: Eukaryota; Viridiplantae; Streptophyta; Magnoliopsida; Lamiales; Oleaceae
Source: the annotation of a GenBank genome assembly
AUGGCUCCGAACAAGAAAGGCAAAUCGAAAGGCAACUCGGCCGAGUCAAUUCCGCUGCCGCCAGCCGCCGCCAAAUACCCUGCGUGCAUGCGGUUAAUCCCACCUUCCUCCGUCGCCAUCACUAUCCACGCCAAGCCCGGUUCCAAAGUCGCCACCAUCACGGAUUUUGACGACGAGGCAUUGGGAGUGCAAAUUGAUGCACCAGCCAAAGAUGGUGAAGCUAAUGCUGCCCUUAUUGAUUAUAUUAGCACCGUUAUAGGGGUAAAAAGAAGGCAAGUCUCCAUAGGUUCUGGAUCAAAAUCAAGGGAUAAGGUUGUGAUUGUGGAAGGCAUAAAUUUACAGAGUGUAUUUGAUGCACUAGAUGGAGUUAUAAAGAAUCAGUGA